Molecule: messenger RNA, 1795 nt
Organism: Eurypyga helias (sunbittern)
Lineage: Eukaryota; Metazoa; Chordata; Aves; Eurypygiformes; Eurypygidae
Gene: ARMH3
Product: chromosome unknown open reading frame, human C10orf76
Exons: 22
Coding region: 11-1795 (594 amino acids)
Biological process (GO): regulation of Golgi organization
Cellular component (GO): cytosol
Source: RefSeq, a predicted model, not a curated record
GGUGUACGUCAUGGCCCAAACGGAGAAGAAAGGUGGGCUGCUCCGGAAAUCUUCAGCCUCCAAGAAGCCAUUGAAGGAGAAGGUUGUGUUGAUGUAUGAUGAGAUUUUCAUGACAGAGGACCCCAGCAAAUGCAACCCGAGGUUUUGGGAGGAGCUGUUCCUCAUGAAGGUCAACUUGGAGUACCUGGAAGGCAAGCUGGAGGCUCUGGAUGGGGAAGAGUUAAUGAAGAUAAAAGAUAACAUCAACUGCUUGUUUCAGCACUGCAUCCAGGCACUGAGUGAGGAGCACCCAAUCAGAGUGGUCAAUGCAUUACAGACUUUGUGUGCAUUGAUUCGGGGUGUCCAUCAGAAGAACAAAUCCACUUCUGGGUUUGACAUCAUCAACAUGCUUGUGGGUUUUGAUAAGGCAGAGCUGUGUAUGAAGAACCUGAUGGAGAGCUUGGACUCGCUCCUCUGUGCCGAAGGUUCGGAGAGCCUCAAAAGCUUGUGUCUGAAGCUCCUUCUCUGCUUGGUGACGGUGACAGAUAACAUUAGCCAGAACACCAUCCUGGAAUAUGUGAUGAUUAACAGCAUAUUUGAAGCUAUUUUACAGAUCCUGUCCAGCCCACUUAGUCGCAGGGAACAUGGCUAUGAUGCUGUUGUCCUCCUUGCCUUGCUGGUCAACUACAGAAAGUAUGAGUCAGUGAAUCCCUACAUUGUGAAGCUCUCCAUCGUAGAUGAUGAGGCCACGCUCAAUGGGAUGGGACUUGUAAUUGCCCAGGCUUUAUCGGAGUAUAACAGGCAAUACAAAGAUAAGGAAGAGGAGCACCAGAGUGGUUUCUUCUCAGCCCUAACUAAUAUGGUGGGCAGCAUGUUCAUAGCAGAUGCUGACGAGAAGAUCUCAGUCCAAACAAAUGAAGCAAUCCUCCUGGCCCUCUAUGAAGCUGUUCACUUAAACCGGAAUUUCAUCACAGUUCUGGCACAAAGCCAUCCUGAGAUGGGGCUGAUGACAACACCGACAAGCCCGAUCCCAGCGACACCUGUCACUCCACUCGGAACCACCCCGCCUUCUUCGGAUGUUAUAAGCUCUGCCGAGCUGCCUUUGGAUGCUGAUGUGCAAACUAGCAACCUGCUGAUAACCUUCUUGAAAUACAGCUCGAUUGUGAUGCAGGACACAAAAGAUGAGCACCGGCUGCACAGUGGCAAGCUGUGUCUGAUUAUCCUGACGUGCAUAGCAGAGGAUCAGUAUGCUAACGCUUUUCUCCACGAUGACAACAUGAAUUUUCGAGUAAACCUGCACAGGAUGCCGAUGAGACAUCGGAAGAAAGCAGCAGACAAGAACCUGCCCUGUCGCCCGCUGGUGUGUGCGGUGCUUGAUUUGAUGGUGGAAUUCAUUGUAACACACAUGAUGAAAGAAUUUCCUAUGGAUCUCUAUGUGCGGUGCAUUCAGAUUGUACACAAGCUGCUGUGCUACCAGAAGAAAUGCAGAGUGAGGCUUCACUACACCUGGAGGGAGCUCUGGUCAGCUUUGAUCAACUUGUUGAAGUUCCUCAUGUCUAAUGAGACUGUGUUGUUGGCAAAGCACAACAUCUUCACCCUUGCUCUUAUGGUUGUGAACCUGUUCAACAUGUUCAUCACUUACGGAGACACCUUUCUCCCCACUCCCAGCAGCUACGAUGAGCUGUAUUAUGAAAUCAUUCGGAUGCACCAGAAUUUUGACAACCUUUAUUCCAUGGUUCUAAGGCUGUCUACCAAUGCUGGUCAAUGGAAGGAACCCGCAAGCAAGGUGACCCACGCGUUAGUUAAUAUUAGGUAA